AGAUUACAUAGUAUUUGUCUUGUGUGAUGAUAUCAUCCAAUCACAAGUGAAAUUGCAAAAAUCAUUCCACGUAAUCAUAGAACAGUCAGAAAGUUGCGGUAUGGAUGGUAUGAAUAGUAAAUUUAGAGGGUAUAAAAAAUAA
This is a messenger RNA of Dentiscutata heterogama, 142 nucleotides long. NCBI's taxonomy places the organism in Eukaryota, Fungi, Glomeromycota, Glomeromycetes, Diversisporales, Gigasporaceae. The record is from the annotation of a GenBank genome assembly.